AUGCUGUGGAGGCCCGGAAAAGAGGGUAGGAGUACAGGAGCAGGACCCCCUGAGCAUAGUCCUGCAGCUACACCUAGCCGAGCUGUUUACGGAUUCUUCCUCUUCCUGUUCUCUAACUCCUGCCUCCUGUUCUACCUGGUCUGGGCUGUUCUCCCUGAUCCUGUUCUUGAACAGCUAGGACUAGACUUUUUUCCACAGAAGUAUUGGGCUGUAGCAGGACCGCUGUUCCUUUCCGUCCUUUUCUUCAUAUUCGUAGUCCUCGUUUACCCACUACUAGGACUAGUAGCAGCAGGACCAGAUACUAUAGAGGACAAACAUUCAGUUUAUGAGGACGGUUUGAGGUCGGACAGUGUUGAAGGCUGUAUCCCACCACUUUUUGAUAUUCCCUACGGACAAUGGAGUAAACGGAAUAAAGAUUAG
Messenger RNA from Eurytemora carolleeae, 420 nucleotides. RefSeq names its product phosphatidylinositol N-acetylglucosaminyltransferase subunit P-like (gene PIG-P). Lineage: Eukaryota; Metazoa; Arthropoda; Copepoda; Calanoida; Temoridae. The coding region runs from base 1 to 420 and encodes 139 amino acids. The record is from RefSeq and is a predicted model, not a curated record. The transcript is spliced from 2 exons.